GUUACAUGUUGUUUAAUCCUUUGAUAAUCCAUGUUAUCACAUUGACAAUUGCCUCCACAGAUAUAAAAUAUGCAGAAAGUGUGGAUGAGUUCUAAGUGGGCAAGUAAAAAAUAUUCGAACUCUUUUUUAUUGUUAUGAUAAAUGUGAGUCAUGUAUGAAUUAGGUUAAGGGAAACUUAACAACCAGUCCUUUGUUUGACUGCCAUUUGAUGCUUAAUUCUCACACAUUUUAUUCGUUUAGUCCUGCCCACAGUUAGGAUAAUAUUGUGUAGAUACUUACACCUGUUCUAACACACAUUUAAACUUGUUUCUGUACAUUGGUACAUAGACACGCUUACAUAGACAUGCUUACAUCGACUUUUGUACAGGACCAGGGACUAAAUGUAAAAAGACAUCAAAUCAAGGGGCAUGAACAAAAUUUUUAGACAACAGGGACUAAACAUCAAAUGGCAGUCAAACAAUGGACUCAAUGUCAAUUACAGCUUAGGUUAACACAGAUUGUUAGGUCUCAUUGGCUUCCAAAAAGGAGCAGACAUAAUGUCUUAGGGUUUUCUUUUGUUGAAUGGCUUAUCAAAAUCAUGGAUUCUGUAGGCUAUAUCACAGCUUUCUAUGACAAGUGUACCAUCAUCAGUGGACGCUACAUCAAAUCUUUCUGCUUGUUCCAUUUUUCCACAGCUGCAUUGUAUUCUACAGGCAAAUAUUUUUGAAAGGGAUAAUAUCCUUAGUAUGAUCAAGCAGCUGAGUGCUAGUGAUUCACCAGUUUCCAAUGCUUCAACUAAUCGUUCAAUUGCGGGAGCAUCCCUAUCAUCACCUCAUAUUGUAAGCGAGAAGUCCUUGCUGGACUUUGCCCAUGAAAGGGAGAAGAAGCUGAUCCAAGAUAUCACGGACCUGCAGUGGAGGCUAAUAUGCACGCUGGAGGAGCUACGAAGGCUUAAAGCAAGGAAUGCUUAGGUCAGUAUCUGCACGUUUUAAUACAAGAGUGAGGUGUCAAUUCUGGUGUUAUUGCAGACCGCUAGUGUUCGACUUCAACUUUUCUGGCUAUUACACUGCCUCUGCACUACUACAAACUAAAGGAAAGCAUAAAGCAAGAUGGAGAAGAAAAAGCAGGUGCUUUAUCAGCCAGAGAAAAUUUUGGAAGAUAUGGAAGUCAUGAGAUUCAAAGGUUGAUGCAUCGAGAAAUUAUACCCAUGGGGUAUCUUCUGUUUUUUAUUGGAAAAUAUGUUAAUAGCGUUAGUGUUUGGGAUUCUAGGAAUUGCUCAGGAUAGAGCAAGUUGCGAUUGCUCGUGCUGGUUCAUUGGAUGUAUAUAAUUUAACAGCGUGUACCAAGAUGGUUGGCUGGCGAAAUAAUGUGUGAGAUACUUGUUUGGGGCUCAAGUCUGAUGAUUACUGAAUCAUGAAUCACUACUGGAUGGCACGUUAAUGUA
Phoenix dactylifera (date palm) is the source of this 1423-nucleotide messenger RNA. The record is from RefSeq and is a predicted model, not a curated record. Lineage: Eukaryota; Viridiplantae; Streptophyta; Magnoliopsida; Arecales; Arecaceae.